Mercenaria mercenaria is the source of this 4500-nucleotide messenger RNA. RefSeq lists its product as uncharacterized. Bases 946 to 2088 code for a protein of 380 amino acids. The record is from RefSeq and is a predicted model, not a curated record. NCBI's taxonomy places the organism in Eukaryota, Metazoa, Mollusca, Bivalvia, Venerida, Veneridae. The transcript has 4 exons.
CACACCGAUAGUGAUAUGGACGGUACGGAAAUAUUUCGACAUUUUCGACUUUUCCGAUAACAAAAAUACGCAAGAUUUAACCAAAAAAAUUAGGAGCUAAUCAAUUUUUGCAGCAAGUUUCGAUUUCGGACAGUCAUAUAGUGGAUAUUAGCCAAAUAGAACAUAAAAGGAUGGGUUAAAACGGCAGGAGUUUUUUGGUGGAAAAGAAGACAAGUGUAACUAAUAACGCUUCCGUGAAAAUUCUGGAUCAGUGAUACUGGCAGGCGUUUCCCUCAUGCAGUUUAUGACACACCAGUGCAUGCAUGCGUGCAGAUGCAUGUUAACACUCGAAAUGCAGUGCUUAGAACUUUGAUAUAUGAGAAAACAGGCAACGCUUCAGCUAACAGCAGACGGAACUUGAGCGAAGUAGAUAGUACCAUAGAAAUAUUAUCGUCUGCAGAAUGGAUGUUUUUCUGGAUUAGCAUUAUUUUCUCUCUGAUGAUUCAACUACCAUUGUGUUUCGUCGGCUUAAUAAUUCAUCAUUUAGUGCAAAUACCAUGGAUUUAAUUGCAGAAAAUAUAUAGUGUGACUUGGUAUAAGCUGAUCAUUUUCAUGUAAUAUAGUGGACUCCGUAUUUAUAUCCCGCUGAAAGUUGGAAUUUCAAUCUUCGUACAGAGAAGAAUUGCUCUGGGAUUUAUUACGAGUUUGCAAUCAUAUCUUUAUUAGCUUUGCCUGUUGUACAAAUUUGUGGAGAAAUUAUCCUAGAUUUACAAGCCAGUUGUACUAGAAACGGGAGUUGCAAAGUAGUUCCUCUGAAUUACUGGUAUAUGAUUGAUGACGGGUAAAAAAAGUAUUAUUUUUUUGUGAUUGGAUAUAAAACUUGAUAGAUUAUGAUGAAAUAGUGAGGAUAAUUAUUGGAGAUAAAGGAUUAGAAGGCAUUUACAUAUCGGAGGUCAAGGUCACAAAAUGAAGCAGUCGUCAACUUAUGUAGCAUCCCGCCAAUUCCACAGAUGGCUUAUCCCCGAGAAAACCGUGAUGGGGAUAUUUUCCCUAGGGAUAAUUCUGGUGUUUGUUGGAGCCGUUCUUCUUGCUGUCUCUAGUGUCGCUAGUGGAGCCCUGGCAAUCAUUGGUGGCGUGCUACUCGCAGUAGGAUUGAUCCUCCUUCUUAUUUGCAUUAUUCUGUGUACGCAUGCGUGGUGUGUCUGGCAUGUCCGGGAUGUAGAAACGCAGACGAUAGAAACGAUGGUUGUGGGUGGAGAUCAAGUUGACGGUGAUUGGUUCUCGCCAUAUGGUACAACGGAUAAGAGAGUCCCAAACGGCGUCCUAAGAGACGGUAGACAGUCUAAUACGCUUACGAAAAAGCACGUGACAAUUUCUCCAAAAUCAAACGAGAGCUUCACCAGCGGGUACAUGUCUGGCAGGCAAGGUGAUUCCUUGAGAUCUAAUGAAUAUUCGAGCUCGAAAGGAGUUAUGUCACCCUCGUCAGUUAAAUCUGGCCCCAGCUCAGUUUCCUCUGAUAUGUCAACUUUAGCAUCAUUUGCAUAUUUAAGUGACCCUUCGAUGGCCACGCCCUAUAGCUCAUUAAAUCAAAGACGACAAGUUCAAGGUAAUGUUGUUCAAGUGCCAAUUCAUGUUCAAAAUGGAUAUGGGUCUGUGCCCCGAAAUACUGAGGGAGGGAGAAUGGCACAGGUUCGGCCAUACCAAACAGAACAAGGGCAAGGCUUUAGAUCAAAUGUCCCGCCCACGAGGCGUCAUUCUGAUGAUGAUUAUGAUAAUACGGGCGAAAUGGUUGCAAUGUUGCCCCAACAAACAGUUCAGCCAACCAUGCCACAACAGUGGCAGCAACCAUGGCAACAACAACAGCAGCAAAAUGUAUAUAACCAGCAAUGGCAACAUACGCAACCACCUCCUCAGCAAACUGUAUGGCAAUACAAAACGACAGGUAACCAAUCAAAUUGGCGCCAGGAUAAUCCCGCCUUCGAUGAACCUCCUUCGCAGCCAUUGGUCAGGCCGUCACAAAGGCGACCAAUGACUUUUGAGCAAAUUUCGUCAUCUAAAGUGAGUUUGUACGAUAACAUGCAAAUGGCAAAUCGUGACGAUGAUGAAUGAUUUUUAAAAUGCUUUAAACUAAGUGUGAUGAGUUGACCUAUUGCUUGAGUAUCCAAAUCCAUUUUUGCAACGGACUCGCGAUGGUUAAAAAGUUUAUAAGUGCCAUUAUUUUUAUAUGAAAAUGUGUACGUUUAGGCAUGAAAAAUAAUAACGAAGGGGUUUAUUUUAAAGACAAGCCUUAGUUCAUUUGAAAGGGCGAUGCUGGUAUUUUUGCAAGGUGCUAUUUUCUAUUUUGUAUUGUGUUCAGUCCAUACUAUGCCUUCUGACAUGAUAAGAGGACAGACGAUGAAUUCGGAUCAUGGCGAAUAACGGACUGCUAAUAUAUAUCUUCUGGGCAUAUCAUACAGGGCUCGUAGGACUUCCAUAUAUAAUCUUUUGAAUCAGGGAUAAAACACCAACGUUGAACGAGAUCACCAUUUGAUGAUAAGGUAUCAAUGAUUCCGCAAUGACACUCAGUAAUUUCCGUGUGAUUACAUAUAUUCGGCAUUGUUCGGACGUAAAGUAGCCAUGCGUGCGCAUAACUUUCCGUAAAAAACCGGAAAUUGCCGAAAUGUCAUAUAGAGAAUACGUAAUUUUGCUGAUUGUCAUUACUGUUCCAAUAUCUUACCUUAAAACUUGAACAAAAAUAUUGGUGCAAAAACGCACAGAUAAAAGUUUAAACAUACUGAAAUUAAAAUCGUAAAUAUCAACUAAAUUGCUGUUAUAGACUGAAUCUACAAAGGCUUUUGUCAAAGUUGCGUAAAGGAUAUGCUUUUGAAUUCUUAUUAUUCCGGUGUGUAGAAAACAUAGUUAAUACAGAUCUGAAAAAAAUACAAAGUACUUUAUAUGUAAUACUAUAUUGUUAAGUAUAAUUGUAAGUGAUUCGUGAUUUUUUGUUGUUGAGUGUUGAGAACGAAUGCAGCAAGUGGAAAUUUUAAAUGUUGCUUAUAUGACACACUGCCCUGAUGAUUUUAAUCUUGUCAUUUUGUAUCGUACGUAUUGUAUUUGUAAUAUUAUUUAAAAGUGAUGACUUGAUAUCCUUUCCACAGCCUUAACGUACUAAAACGUAUUAGCGUCUGAUGGCCCUUUCACGCUUCCGUAGAAACAACAUUUAUUACACGAAACUUAUUUUGAAAAUAUUUCUGAAAUGUCUAAAGCCCAGGUAAUUUCAAUUCGUAAUAAAGUACUGAAAAUUGCCUCCCCAAUAGCAAAUAAUAAAAAAAAAAGGAAGUCCACGCGCAUACAUUUAGACGGGGUGACCCCUGCGCGUGACCCCUGACUAUCUGCGAACCAAAAUGCGGCUUUCGUUUUCAAGUUUAGCAUUUUUAUUUUCAUUUUAUUUACUUCCGGAAAUAGCUGAAGGUCGAGUGACGUCAUUUUCUGUGUUGUCAAAAACAUACAUAUGCCUGGCGAGAUUGCAUAAAAAUGUGCUGGCCGUCCUAAGGAUAUGAGGUUUUCAAGUCAAAGGAACCGUUUUAUAAAGCCAUGACAUUUAUUUUGAAAUGACGUGAUAACUGCACGAGUUAUUUUUUAUGAUUUAUUCUCUUGCAACAUUACCAAGCUAAACAUCAGCAAACUAUUCUGGCUGAGACCUCCUGCAUUUGAAAUUAUGAUGAUUCUACAUGUCUACUAAGAAUAUUUAUGUUUACUCACUAGUAGUCAGUACUAAAUGUUACAUUAUUUCAUCCUUACUGACAUUUGUACAUACAGUGUACACCAGCAGAUUUUAAAAGCUUUUAUUAAAUAUGCGUUUCACAAAGUUUUGGAUGUCAUUUUCCGUUUGUUUUUUUUUUUUUAACUCUGUGUAAGACAUAAAUAGGUUUCUAACCUGUAAAACUUAAUCCGAAAAACACAGAACGAAAAUGUUGUUAGUCAGUAUCCCCUAAAGUUCAUGAAAGUUUACAUAUUGAGCAUCUUUAUGCUAAUUACCGCAAUGUACACCGACAGUGAUGUAAAGUCACAAGUUACUUAAACAGUUAAAACAGUAAGAAACACCCUUUUCAAUGUUUUUGUUCACUCCAACACUACUGUCAAGUUUUCCUUACAUAACAAUAAGGGCUUGCGAUUACAGACCAGCCUUUAUAAUUCCUACAGAUGAUUGGCUAAUCUUUAUCACGUGUUUUAACUGACCAAUGGCAAUGUUGCAUUCUGAGACUGGUCGUCAAAGUCAGUUAGAUAGCAUUAAAGUUGAUAUCAAAUGCCACAAAUACAGCGUAUUAACCAAAUUUAUCCGAAAAUUAUUGACAAGGGGAGCAACUCUUAAUGAAUUAGAUCUGGUGGGUUUAUUGUAUGAGUAUACUUUUCUUGUAUUUAAAUGUGUUAGACAUCUGUUUUUGACAAUGAUCUGCAUUUUAUAUAGCUUUGAGAAGUUAGAUAAUGUUGUUAAAGCAUGUACUAUGAUAUUAUAUUAAAUCAAUGUUAUGUUGUUUGUAA